GGAAUUUAUUAAGCACUCAUUGUGGGCCAAUGCAUUUGUAAAAAAUAGUUCGAAUUCCAACGACAACGGAACGUUUCGUGAAUAAUACUGGCCACAUCGCCAUUGGUAACCGUUGUGUCAACAAAUAUUUUUUUUUUGUUUACGAACGUCGUCGGUCGCCGUGCGAGAAAUUCAAAGUUGAUCACCGGAAUUUAAUGUGUCGUGAAAAGUGUUUAUUUGUUAAUUCUGUUCGUGAAUUAGUGUUACGUGAUGGGGAAUUGUUGGGGCGGCGUAUUCCACAGACGCAGGACACGUCGUCACAUAGUUUUGAUUUUGAUCGGUUUAGACAACGCUGGUAAAACGAAGACAGUUAAUAAUUUAGCAGGAGAAGUGGACGACACAGUUUUGCCCACUGUUGGGUUCAAAGCUGUGAAUCUGGUGCACAAAGAUACCCCAGUCACGAUAUACGAUUUGGGUGGCGGGCCCCAUUUUCGACAAAUAUGGUCACAAUAUUACAGCGAGGUGCACGGAAUUAUAUUCGUUAUCGAUUCCAGCGAUUUUUCACGGCUCGACGAGUGCAGAAUUGUUUUAGAAGAGGUCUUAUCACAUGAUAAAAUUGCAGGUAAACCGGUGUUGGUGUUGGCAAACAAACAAGACAAAACUGGUGCUUUGGAUGACAUCGAUGUUGUGGAGAAGCUUAACAUAGAACCAUUGGUUAAUAAAUACAGAUGCCCCACCCUAGUAGAAUCUUACACUGCCCAAGUCACAAAUAAGUCCAAGAAACCAAAGAUCGACCCGGGCUUACGCAAGGGUUACCAAUGGUUACUAAACUAUAUAGUCAAACGGUACGGUGACAUAAACUUGCGCGUGCAAACAGACAUACAUGCCGACUUAGAAAGACGCAAAAGGAUGAUGAACAAAGCUUCAAACAGGGCAUCUCAGACUUUUACGGCUGUCAGCGAUGAUAUAGCAACUCAAACAGGCUUUGAAAACCCCAAUUUCGACCCUAAAGCCCUCGCAACAGACAGGGAAAGGGAGAAGAACUUAGAACGCGGUGUUAUUGUAGUUAAACCUAUAACGACGAGCGUGGACACUACAAUGACUGUGGAUAGCGUUGAUAGUGACAAUACAAGUGCCAAACCCAAGCUCUCCCCGUUAUUCGGCAGAGCUAGUGACAGUUCAGGACUCACUGAAACAGUAAAAGUGGAGUUGGAAUCGAGGAGUGAGUUUAGAAAGUUGUCGCCUAUUGUCAGACUCAAGAAUGGGAAUCAACAUAAUCAUAUAGAUUUCGUUAAUCGACCGCAGUCUAGCCCUAGUUUCAAGAAACAUAACAAGACUGAUUCGAGCAAAAACUCUUUGCUUCAUGACGAUGAUGUGAAAGAAGUCCGCGAGUACUCGCAAUACGGCGACGGGAGUCAAACCUGGGACGGCAGCUCUAGAGAGAGGAAGCACCGUGUCUUAGUCAACGACAUUGAGUUAUCACACAUGCACAGAGAAAUCGUGCUCACAGAACGGGAUUUCGCAAGCAAGACAGCGUCUUCAGAGGUGAUAUUGCAAGCUUCUACGCUGCCUUUGAGCGCGCGGCCAGCGUCUGCAUCCCAACUGGUGCGGCGACAAUUGGAGAUAUCCGCUCAGCAUAAGAGGAGGCUGAGUUUGAGAUAUAUGCAUCGCAACAAGACGAGUCCGGAACGUAUGUCGAUGCUAAUAUACGAACCGAAGGCUCCCCAGCGACAUCUAGACAAAGGAGACUUUGAACAUACCGCUGUCAAUUAGUACAGGUAAGUAGGUUGAC
This is a messenger RNA of Chilo suppressalis (striped riceborer), 1771 nucleotides long. Lineage: Eukaryota; Metazoa; Arthropoda; Insecta; Lepidoptera; Crambidae. The record is from the annotation of a GenBank genome assembly.